Messenger RNA from Gymnogyps californianus (California condor), 1059 nucleotides. It is a transcript of the gene CHST11, whose product is annotated as carbohydrate sulfotransferase 11. Gene Ontology annotation, molecular function: sulfotransferase activity. NCBI's taxonomy places the organism in Eukaryota, Metazoa, Chordata, Aves, Accipitriformes, Cathartidae. The transcript has 3 exons. Bases 1 to 1059 code for a protein of 352 amino acids. The record is from RefSeq and is a predicted model, not a curated record. Gene Ontology annotation, biological process: carbohydrate biosynthetic process; proteoglycan biosynthetic process. Gene Ontology annotation, cellular component: membrane.
AUGAAGCCGGCGGUGCUGGAAGUAAUGAGGAUGAACCGGGUGUGCAGGAUGGUCCUGGUCACUUCCGUGGGCUCCUUCAUCCUCGUCAUCUUCUAUUUCCAAAGUAUGUUGCACCCAGUAAUGCGUAGAAAUCCAUUCGGGAUGGACAUUUGCUGCCGGAAAGGAUCCAGAAGCCCACUGCAGGAACUGUAUAAUCCCACCCAGGUGAGUUUGUCCAACACAGCAAUUCUUCAUCAGAUUAGACGAGACCAAGUGACAGACACAUGCCGAGCAAACAGUGUAUCUAGCAGGAAGCGCCGUGUGCUGACGCCCAACGAUCUCAAACACCUGGUUGUGGAUGAAGAUCAUGAAAUGAUCUAUUGCUAUGUUCCCAAAGUGGCCUGCACAAACUGGAAGAGAGUCAUGAUGGUUUUGACGGGAAGAGGCAAGUACAGUGAUCCAAUGGAAAUCCCAGCCAAUGAAGCCCACGUGUCUUCGAACCUGAAGACCCUCAACCAGUACAGCAUCCCAGAGAUCAACCACCGCUUGAAAAACUACAUGAAGUUCCUCUUUGUUCGCGAGCCUUUCGAGAGACUGGUGUCAGCCUACAGGAACAAGUUCACCCAGAAGUACAACACUUCCUUCCACAAGCGAUACGGCACCAAAAUCGUGAGGCGCCAGAGGAAAAAUGCAACCCAGGAAGCUCUGCGUAAAGGCGAUGACGUGAAAUUUGAAGAGUUUGUGGCGUAUCUCAUCGACCCGCAUACCCAAAGAGAAGAGCCCUUCAACGAGCACUGGCAGACUGUGUACUCCCUCUGCCACCCUUGCCACAUCCACUACGACCUCAUAGGAAAAUACGAAACGCUCGAAGAGGAUUCGAAUUACAUUCUCCAGCUGGCGGGAGUAGGCAACUACCUGAAGUUCCCCACCUAUGCAAAGUCUACGAGAACUACUGACGAAAUGACCACAGAGUUCUUCCAGAACAUCAGCUCCGAGCACCAAACGCAGCUGUAUGAAGUCUACAAACUUGAUUUUUUAAUGUUCAAUUACUCAGUGCCAAGCUACCUGAAAUUGGAAUGA